Messenger RNA from Brassica oleracea var. oleracea, 1825 nucleotides. Its product is annotated as beta-fructofuranosidase, insoluble isoenzyme CWINV5. Lineage: Eukaryota; Viridiplantae; Streptophyta; Magnoliopsida; Brassicales; Brassicaceae. The coding region runs from base 33 to 1751 and encodes 572 amino acids. The record is from RefSeq and is a predicted model, not a curated record. Gene Ontology annotation, biological process: carbohydrate metabolic process. The transcript has 5 exons. Gene Ontology annotation, molecular function: hydrolase activity, hydrolyzing O-glycosyl compounds.
CUCAGAGAAAUAAAUAAAAAGAGUUAUAAUUAAUGGCUAAUCUACUUUGGUGUAACACUGCCAUUUUCUUGUUGGCCUCCUUGUUUCUUGCUGACAAUGCUAUUGUUAUUGAGGCCUUGAAACACUCCCCCAACAGAAUCAAGAAUCAGCCUUACCGGACCAGUUAUCAUUUCCAGCCUCCCAAAAAUUGGAUGAACGAUCCUAACGGGCCUAUGAUAUACAACGGAGUCUACCAUCUCUUCUACCAGUGGUACCCAAACGGCGCCGUCAUGAAAGUCAACGAGAUCGUGUGGGGCCACGCAACAUCAAAGGACCUCAUUAACUGGACCCCACAUUCUCCAGCUAUCAAACCAUCUCGACCGUCCGAUAUCAACGGCUGCUGGUCUGGUUCCGUCACGAUUCUCCCCAGUGGCAAACCCGUUAUUCUCUACACCGGCAACGACGUUAACAACCGCCAGGUCCAAAACCUAGCCAAACCCAAAAACCUCUCCGACCCAUAUCUCCGUCACUGGACCAAGUCUCCGGUGAACCCUCUCGUGACACCAAACGCCGUCAACCACAUCAACUCCACCGCGUUUCGCGACCCGACCACCGCGUGGCUCGGCCGUAACGGACGGUGGCGCAUGAUCACCGGAAGCCAGGAAGGUCGCCGUGGACUAGCUCUUCUCUACACGAGCCGCGACUUCGUCAGCUGGAAGCAGUCGGCGAAGCCUCUUCACUACAACGACGGCUCCGGAAUGUGGGAGUGUCCUGACUUUUUCCCGGUUGCGAAAACCACUUCAGACGGAGUAGAUACGUCGUCGUUUGGUGUGUCAGUAAAACACGUGCUUAAAGUGAGCUUAUCAGACACAAGUCACGAUUACUACACGAUUGGUACGUACGAUCAAGUGAGAGAUCAGUAUGUGCCGGACGAUGGUUUUGUUCAGGACGUUACGGCUCCGAGAUAUGAUUAUGGUAAAUUUUACGCGUCGAAGACUUUUUACGACUCGGUUAAUCGACGGAGGAUCUUGUGGGGUUGGGUCAACGAGUCGUCGCCGGAGAAGGAUAACAUCAAAAAGGGUUGGGCCGGUUUGCAGGCGAUUCCAAGGAAAGUAUGGCUUGAUAAAUCAGGAAAGAGACUGAUGCAAUGGCCAGUUAAGGAAAUAGAGAGGUUACGUACCACGCAAGUCAAGUGGGAAAACAAGGUUUUGGAGGGAGGAGGAUCUUUACUUGACGUGCAUGGGGUCACAGCUGCACAAGCAGACGUGGAUGUUUUGUUCAAAGUGAGUGGUUUAGAGAAAGCAGAUGUGAUUGAACCGGGUUGGACCGACCCACAAUUGAUUUGCAGUCAGAAGAAUGCAUCGUCGGUUAAUUCCGGUUUAGGUCCAUUCGGUUUGAUGGUUCUGGCCUCCAAGAACUUGGAAGAGUACACAUCGGUCUAUCUAAGAAUCUUCAAAGCUAGUCAGAAGAGUAUGGACCAUGUGGUGGUGAUGUGUAGUGACCAAAGCAGAUCGAGUUUGGACAAAGGGAAUGAUAAAACAACAUAUGGUGCGUUUCUUGAUAUAUCUCCUAACCAAUCAAUCUCUCUCAGAACUUUGAUUGAUAAUUCAAUAGUGGAGAGUUUUGGUGGGAAAGGGAAAACAUGUAUUACCUCAAGAGUUUACCCAAAAAUGGCAAUAGGAGAAAAUACACAUCUCUUUGCAUUUAACAAUGGAUCUCAGAAUGUUGAUGUUUUAAGCCUAAGUGCAUGGAGCAUGAAGUCUUCUCUCUAAAGUUACUUCUUCAUAUGUGUGAGAGAUUCUUGGAACUCUUGGUGUAUCUGAAAUAAAUAAAAACCAUAUUUAAG